AUGCCUGUUCGUCUCCCUCCAUCUCAAGCCUCAGAAGAAGAAGAGGAGCAGCACAUUGAGAUGGAGGACCAUGGCAUGUCGAGGAACUCCUCGAGGCAGAGACUCCUCCAACCUCGAGCACGCGGUGCCCGCGGACGGCUCGCUGGUCUGGCCUCUCAUACCCUGGGCUUGAUCCUCCUCCUUUGCGUCGUCUUCCUAUGGACCAUGUCCAAUUUUCUCGGUAGUAGCAUAUUUGCUGACAACACAUAUGCCAAACCCUUCUUCUUGACUUAUCUCAAUACGUCCACCUUCAUGCUGGCCAUGAUCCCUACCCUCGUCCGAACCGCAUAUAAACGACACCGAGAGCGUGGGGAUUUGUACGAUACGAUCCGAGCGAACGUGUUGCGGACAAUCAAGCGGAAGGGGUAUAGUCGAGUGUCUUCAACCGUUGACGACGGACAAGAUCCUGAAGAAGGGCAAGACUCAGACUUGGAGACAUUCAUUCAGAAACCAGGUCGGAACGGUUCCAACGCGGGCGUCCCCCGUCGUCCUGGGCGUCACAGUGUCGAGGAAGGGGGCAAGCAUCUGGGAAUCAUCCCGACGGCCAGGCUGGCCUUGGCCUUUUGCAUUCUCUGGUUCAGCGCCAAUUACUUUGCCAUGGCGUGCCUGAAGUACACCACGGUGGCGUCCACCACGAUCCUGACCUCGACCUCAAGCUUCUGGACGCUCUUCAUCGGCGCGUUUACGGGCACGGAGAAAUUCACGUGGCGGAAGCUGUGCGGUGUUCUGGCGUCCUUCGCGGGCAUCCUGUUGAUCUCGAGCGUGGACUUUUCGGCGAAGACGGACGGCGGCGCCCCCGACUCGCAGCAAUCGUUGGGCGCGAGGUCGAUAUUGUCCAAGCGGGUGGACACGUUCCCGGACAAAUCGCCGUCCGAGCUCGCCUUGGGCGAUGCCUUUGCGUUGUUUUCCGCCAUCAUCUACGGCAUCUACACCAUCACCCUGAAGAAGACGACCGUGAAGGCUCUGCCGCGGUCCCUCAACAUGCCCCUCUUCUUCGGGCUGGUCGGCACCUGCAACCUCAUCCUCCUCUUCCCGCUCUUUCCCAUUUUGCAUUUCUCGGGCCUCGAGCCCUUCUCGCUCCCGCCGUCCCGGAGGAUCUGGACGAUCCUGCUCAUCAACAGCUGCGCGAGCUUCUGCUCGGACCUCUGCUGGGCGUACGCCAUGGUGUUGACCUCCCCGCUAUUGGUCACGGUGGGGCUGAGCCUGACGAUUCCUCUUUCUUUGGUCGGCGAGAUGGUCCUCCAGGGCCAUUAUGAGGGCUGGGUCUACUGGGUCGGGGCGGGGAUUGUGGUCGGCAGCUUUCUCUUCAUUGAUCAGCAGGAGAAGAACGAGGAGGUCUCUCAUGACGGCCACGGCCGUGGUGUCGAGGCCCAGAACGAAGACGACGACGACGAGGAGGAGGUUACUGGCGAGGCAUUCUCCUCCGCAGCAGGCAACGACUACGGCGUUGAUGGGCACGGGCACGGGCACGGAUCUGCGCGUAGACAUGCAUCCUAA
Messenger RNA from Cladophialophora immunda, 1536 nucleotides. RefSeq lists its product as uncharacterized. The transcript has 2 exons. Gene Ontology annotation, cellular component: membrane. NCBI's taxonomy places the organism in Eukaryota, Fungi, Ascomycota, Eurotiomycetes, Chaetothyriales, Herpotrichiellaceae. Gene Ontology annotation, biological process: regulation of peptide transport. The record is from RefSeq and is a predicted model, not a curated record. Bases 1 to 1536 code for a protein of 511 amino acids.